AUGAAUGUCGCCCAAAGGUCAGCACUCCCAGAAGAUAUCUCCAAGACGCGACAUGCGGCAAUUUUUGGCGUGGGCAUCGGAUUCAUCGUGUUUGACUCCAUCGUCGUCGCGCUGCGCAUUUAUGCCCGCGCUUUCAUGCUGCGCGCCCUGGGAGCGGACGAUAUUCUGAUGAUAAUCGGGGCGAUACUCAACUUUGGAUUAUCCAUCACAAUCAUGACCGGCUCGCGGUAUGGGAUCGGAAAACAUGCGCUUGCCAUAACAGAAAGCGACACCGUGCCUAUGCUAAAGUGCAUAUGGGUGACACGCCUCUUCUACACGCUUUCCAUGGGGCUGGUCAAGAUGUUCUUACUGUGGUUCUACCUACGUCUGGAUCCCCGGAGAUUCAUGCGCUGGGCUGUCUUCUUCGUUAUGUUCCUCAAUAUCGGUCUUUCCCUCGCAAGCUUCAUCGGGUCACUCGCCAGCUGCAGACCUCCAUCCUUGUUCUGGACGAGCCCAACAGGAGAUAGCCGCUGCAUGUCCCUAGGCGCACAGCAACUAUUCUACGAAGUUAACGGCGUCUUGAAUAUUGUGACAGACAUCCUGAUCUACCUCCUCCCGGUUCCAAUGCUCUACGGCUUACAGGUGACCUGGCGUAAGAAGGGGGCCAUCCUGGCGAUCUUUGGGCUGGGGAUUCUGUCCAUUGCUGCGGCCUGUGUUCGCUACAAUUUCGUGAGGAGACUUGCUUCCGCCAAAGAGGAGUAUUACCUUCUUCUGGCUGACUCUCUCAAUUGGUGCACGAUUGAGGCUUACGUCGCUAUUUUCUGCGGCUGCGCCCCUUCACUUUCUGUUCUGAUCAAGGCGUACGCCCCAUCAAUCUUCGGCUCCAGCACGGCCAGAAUCUCCCACAGCGCGCAAUUUCCCGGCGCGAGUGAUUUGCAGCAACGCAGCGCUCUGAAAGCCAAUCGGCGUCGGGGUGUGGCCGGUACGACGCUGGGGAGCCAGGAUGUCAUCGUUACUGGCAGCGCCCCUGAUCAACUGGAUCAGGACGGGAUCGUGAUGAAGACAAUUAUACAGACGUAUGUUACCACGCGGGAAUCGACAGAGGAGGAAAGCCAUCGGAGAGAGUAUUAUAAUCUUGCGAGGCGGACGUGA
Molecule: messenger RNA, 1131 nt
Organism: Aspergillus fijiensis CBS 313.89
Lineage: Eukaryota; Fungi; Ascomycota; Eurotiomycetes; Eurotiales; Aspergillaceae
Exons: 6
Coding region: 1-1131 (376 amino acids)
Source: RefSeq, a predicted model, not a curated record